Penicillium expansum is the source of this 693-nucleotide messenger RNA. Its product is annotated as DJ-1/PfpI family protein. NCBI's taxonomy places the organism in Eukaryota, Fungi, Ascomycota, Eurotiomycetes, Eurotiales, Aspergillaceae. The record is from RefSeq and is a predicted model, not a curated record. The transcript is spliced from 2 exons. Bases 1 to 693 code for a protein of 230 amino acids.
AUGCCUAACAGUAGCGAAACCACAAAUGAUGUGCUUGAAUCUCAAGGCAAAUCCGCCCCUCUCCGCGUGGGCGUAGUGCUAUUCCCAGGCUUCCAAGCCCUGGAUGUAUUCGGCCCGUUAGACUGCAUCAAUGUCCUCUCAUGGACCCACGGCAUGACGUUAGCACUCGUAGCCUCAACUUUAGAGCCAGUGACAACGAAGUCGCCGAUAUCCGCCAACGCCAUAGGCCAAAGCGUGGUGCCGACCCACACAUUUGCAACAGCACCGUCUCUGGAUCUGCUUUUUGUCCCUGGUGGCUUGGGCACGCGCGUCUCGAGCCCAGCAAUUGAAGAAGCAAUAGUAUACAUCCGGAAUGUAUAUCCCCAGCUGAGCUAUCUCAUUACAGUGUGUACUGGUGCAGGGCUUGCAGCGAGAGCUGGGGUUUUGGAUGGGAGACGAGCUACGACGAAUAAGAUGGCCUGGGCCGAGAUUACGGGUCUGGGGGUGAAUGUUGAUUGGGUUCCUCGUGCGAGAUGGGUCGUUGAUGGUAAUGUUUGGUCUUCUUCUGGGGUUAGUGCUGGCAUUGAUGUUACUCUUGCUUGGAUUGAAGCGGUCUAUGGGAGCGAGUUGGCAAGGACGAUAUCGAAUAGCAUGGAAUACACUCGGCAUGAGGACCCUAACCACGAUCCGUUUGCUGAACUGCAUGGGCUUUGA